Molecule: messenger RNA, 714 nt
Organism: Ascochyta rabiei
Lineage: Eukaryota; Fungi; Ascomycota; Dothideomycetes; Pleosporales; Didymellaceae
Exons: 3
Coding region: 1-714 (237 amino acids)
Biological process (GO): pectin catabolic process
Cellular component (GO): extracellular region
Molecular function (GO): pectate lyase activity
Source: RefSeq, a predicted model, not a curated record
AUGUUGUCCUUUGGAAAGCUCGCUGGCGUCGCUGCGCUCUUCCUGCCUGCAGUACUCGCCUGUAACGGCCACACGGGUGGUGUUCCCACAGCCACUUCGACCAAGACAAACAGCAAGGUCAUCACUGUCGCUGCUGGCCAGACCUUCGACUGUGGCUGGGCUAGGUACGAUCGUGGUAGUGGAGCUUGCAACGCCCAGGUUGAAGGUGGUGACGCCGACGCUGUGUUUCUGCUGAAGAAGGGUGCAACGCUUAAGAACUGCAUCAUUGGCAAGAACCAAGCUGAAGGUGUCCAUUGCGACGGCGCUUGCACUUUGGAGUUUGUCUGGUUUGAGGAUGUCUGCGAAGACGCGAUCACCGUCAAGAACGAUGCGUCUGGCGACCAGUCCUGGAUCGUUGGCGGUGGUGCCUACAAGGCUGGUGAUAAGGUUGUUCAGCACAACGGCUGCGGAACCGUCAACAUCAUUAACUUCUUUGUGAACGAUUAUGGCAAGCUGUACCGCUCUUGCGGAAACUGCUCUAAGCAGUGCAAGCGCAAUGUGUACAUCGAGGGUGUGACUGCUGUCAACGGUGGUGAGCUUGCUGGGAUCAAUUCCAACUACAAAGACACUGCGACCAUCAAGAACGCGUGCUACGACACCAAGACUCCUUGUCAGAUGUACAACGGGUGUGCUGGUGGCUGCGAGCCCACGAAAAGCGGAACAUGCUCUGGUUGA